UCGCGGUGAAGCGGCCACCGCGAAAACCGCGAACAUUAAACCACCGCGAACAUUUCUGUAUUUACAGUAAUCCGAAGAGCGGUUAUACCGGCUAUACAAACAUGGACUUUCAGACGCAUCCCAUCUCCAACUCAGUGAGUUCAUCUGGAGGUCAGCAAUAUAAUUACCCGCCUCCAGCGUAAAUAUUAACCUGAGUCAGCGUCUCUCAGAGAGAAGACUUGUGUGCCUCCCUUACCGAGUCUUCCUCGUUUUUCUCAAGAACAAAAGGUUGUUCAGACGUCGACACCACACGGAAGCUACUGAAGAUGGAACAGUGGUUUGAAUACAAAGGAGCCUUCUUUGACCACCGGGUGGUGUCAAAAGAGACGCUCGACAACAUGCCUGAUUACAUCAUACGCGAUGAUGACGUCGUCAUUCUGACUUAUCCAAAAGCAGGCACAAACUGGACCAUUGAGAUCGUCAACAAGCUCAUGAGAGCAGCUGGGAAGACGGACAUGGAGGCAAAGGACAUCCCGUGGUUUUUUGAAGGGACGUUGCCCGAAUUCGGCAAGCCAGGUCACGUGAUCGUGGAGGACCACCCAUCGCCGAGGAUCGUUCACACCCACCUUCCCUGGCACCUGGCCCCGAAAAUGGUUUCCAGCCCGAAGGGCAAGGUGAAGGUCAUAGUGGUGAUGAGAAACCCAAAAGACACGGCGGUGUCCCUGUACCAUUUUCUCGUCAAGUUCGAACGUUUAACGGGCAUACAGUCUGUCACAUCAUGGGACAAGUGUGCAGAGGAUUUUCUGAAUGGGAUAGCUCCAAAUGGUGACUUCUACGACCAUGCACUUGGCUGGUGGCAAAUGCGAGACGACCCUCACUUCCUGUUCCUUAAGUAUGAAGACAUGAGGAAGGACCUGUCCAAUGCUGUCGGGAAGAUGAAAGAAUUCCUGGACAUCACUUUGGAUGACGUCACCACCUCAGACAUUGUCGAGUCCUGUACCUUCGACAGCCUGAAGACCUCUUGGUCCGAAGCGGGAAACCAAACAAAGAGUCUCAUCGUCAGGAAAGGUGUGGUUGGUGACUGGAAGAACACCUUCACCGUAGCUCAGAGCGAGGCUUACGACGCCAAGUACAGGGAGAAAUUGGAGGGAACUGGUCUGCAGUUUGACUUUGAGUAAACAGUCCGGAAGGGAAGGAAAGCUUAAGGGUUGCCAGAUGUUGUACCAGCACUACACGCCAGAGGGUGUUAUUGUCCGAUACGGAUUACUAGUAUAUCUCAAUGAAUACAUAAUCAACAGAAGUCCACUUGUGGUUCAUUACAAGACGUGCGUUAUGUGAAACAAUACGGUACUCACUAACCCCUUCCCUGGCUGUCAGAGUACAGCGCUAGCCGGCCAAGGGAAUUAUGGCCCGGGGCGGCCGAUACGAUUUUACGGGGCAUGUUGCUAGGGGCUCGGGAAAACCCGUAGCCGCUACCUGAGCGCUGUACUCUGGCAACCAGGGUAACUAAUCCCCUGCAGACCCUAACCAUUCAUUCCUUGAUACUUGGGAGUUUGGUAGAAUACUGAAUG
Branchiostoma floridae (Florida lancelet) is the source of this 1550-nucleotide messenger RNA. RefSeq names its product sulfotransferase family cytosolic 1B member 1-like. Gene Ontology annotation, biological process: sulfation. Gene Ontology annotation, molecular function: sulfotransferase activity. NCBI's taxonomy places the organism in Eukaryota, Metazoa, Chordata, Leptocardii, Amphioxiformes, Branchiostomatidae. The record is from RefSeq and is a predicted model, not a curated record. Gene Ontology annotation, cellular component: cytoplasm. The transcript is spliced from 7 exons. The coding region runs from base 306 to 1157 and encodes 283 amino acids.